Molecule: messenger RNA, 3256 nt
Organism: Sinocyclocheilus grahami
Lineage: Eukaryota; Metazoa; Chordata; Actinopteri; Cypriniformes; Cyprinidae
Product: nephrin-like
Exons: 27
Biological process (GO): cell-cell adhesion
Cellular component (GO): plasma membrane; cell-cell junction
Molecular function (GO): cell adhesion molecule binding
Source: RefSeq, a predicted model, not a curated record
AUGGUGAAGAGACGAGGGAGGAAGGCCUGGGAUUCUCUGUCAAAAGCUUCUCAGACCAAAGAGGAUGAAGGUGUGUGUGGGCAGCAGGCGUUCAAGACAGAGCCACGUAAUGUGACGGUCAGGGCGGGGGCCACAGCUCUGCUGAAGUGUGAAGUGCUGAGGGCCUCAGGGGCCGUGCAGUGGGUUAAAGAUGGGCUGCUCCUGGGACCUCAGAGAUCGCUGCCUGGCUACCCACGCUACAGCAUGACAGGAGACCAGCAGAAAGGCCAGUACCAUCUUCAAAUUCUCAACGUGAGUUUGGAAGAUGACGGCCCCUACGAGUGCCAAGUGGGCCGGUCCGUGAGCAGCCGCGCCAUCAUGUCCCGCACAGUCUGGUUCAAUGUGCAGAUCCCGCCCUCACAGCCGUACAUCCAGCUGGAGUCUGAUGAGCCGUGGGUGGAGGGAGACGAACACACGGUGACCUGCAUCGCUCCUGAUGCAAAACCUCGUGCAGAAAUCACCAUGUUCAGAGAUGGAGAGGAGCUGACGGAACCUGAUUCUUUCACAAUGUCAGGCUCACAGGAUAAACUUCUGAACACUCAUGCUGAAGUCAUCAUAAGGGCACGAAGUUCAGACAACGCACGGCAGCUGACAUGUCGAGUGAAGAACCCAGCUGCUCCUCGAGCUCUCGAGACUAGCAUGACCAUGAGGGUAUACUUUCCCCCGCAGGCUCCGGUGAUCAUGGGAUUAGAAAAUGAAGAGGUCAAAGCUGGUUCCUUUCUCAGGGUGGUGUGCAUGUCGUACGGGGGCAACCCACUGGCCACUCUGCAUUGGACUAAGAACGGAGAAGUCCUGUCCACUAGCUGGGAAGAGGACGUUGUGUCACGUCAGUCCAGUAGUGUGUUGAAAAUGACGGUGAAGCAAGAGGACAAUCAUGCUGUGCUGCGGUGCGAGAGCGUCAACCAAGUGUCUCGUUCACCAAUGUCCCUCACACGCACUCUGAGCGUCCUUUUUGAGCCAGCCAAGGUAACGUUACUGGGCUCUUUUGAAGCCAUAGAGGGAGAGGAGAUCAAUCUGCUCUGUUACACUUCCUCUAGUAAUCCUCCGGUCCACAUCCGCUGGUGGCUCGGGUUCAGGGAGCUCAACAGUACGGAUGUUACCAUCUCUGAGGGGGAUAAUGGUGGGAUGAUGACGAUGUCUAACUUGACGCAUAAAGUGUCACGUGAGGACAACGGUCUUUCUCUGACUUGUGAGGCGUUCAACAAAGGCACCCACUUCUCUAGCGUUCGGUCUGAAGAGCUCAUUGUUUACUGUGAUUGGCUGAAGGGAGUUGAACAGGCUCCUAAAAAGGCUGAAUUUGGUGGAAUGUCCCGAACCAGUAAACUGUCCCUCACUCUUGAGUCCCAUCACUGGAAGAAAAGGAUCACCUGUCAGGCCUUCAGUAACGUGCUGUCCGAGGGUGUCAACAACUUCUACACUCUCAAUGUGCUCUUUCCUCCGGAGUUUUCGGAUGAGCAGCCCGAUCAGGUCCCAGUCAUUGAGGAUGAAACCGCCGAGCUUCCUGUCAAAGUCUCCGCCAAUCCAGAUGAAAUCACUUGCGAGUGGAUUUUUCAGGGCGAGAAGCUUGUGAAAGAAAGAGAUCCUCGUUAUCACUUCGACGACUGGACCCUGGAAAUCGUGAACGUUUCUCGGCAAGACGGGGGCGAAUACAUCAUAGAGUGUUCCAACGCUGAGGGGAAGAACCGCACAAAGCUCAAGCUGGAUGUACAGUAUGCCCCUACUGUUCAUAUGAAGUCUGAUCCUGUGUAUGUGAACGUGGGAGACACCGCUGACUUACUGUGUGUCGCUGAUGCCAACCCCAUCAGCUACAGUAUGUUUUCCUGGAAGUGGAUGGGUGAAGGGGAAGUCGAUGAUCUGGGAGAGGAGAGUGAAGAUGAAGGCACUGGUUUGUUAACUCUUUACGAGGUGACCCGUGACCGGGCAGGUUUUUACAAGUGUACAGCGGACAACGGCAUAGCGCCUCCUGGCAGUGUGGAAGGACAGCUCAUCGUACGCUUUGCUCCAGAGCUUCAGAAGGGGCCUCAGUGGAGGAAGGUGGCCAGCCGAGGGGACGGCAGCAGCGAUGCAAAUGUGGUUUGUCAGGCACGAGGCGUUCCUCGUGUCCACUUCACCUGGGCAAAAAAAGGAUUCCCUUUAGACCUCGGCAACCCCAGGUACGAGGAGAAGACGGAGGUGACAGCGACCGUCCACACCAGCAUUCUGACUGUCAUAAACGUGAGUGCAGCGCUGGACUACGCCAUCUUCACCUGCACCGCCCACAACAGCAUGGGAGUGGACUCUCUCGACAUCCAGCUCCUCAGUACCAACCACCCCGAUCCCCCAUCAGACCUGAAGCUGCUCCGUGUCGAUCAUAACUCUGUAACUCUGGAAUGGAUGCCUGGAUUUGACGGUGGUUUGACACAGAACUUCCGUGUCAGGAAAGAUGCAGAGAAAGCAGAUGACGGGGUCUCCCCAACAGACCAGGACUCAGCUCUUGCAGGUCGCGGUCUUCCUGUCUAUGUGGUGGUGAUCCUGGUUGUGGGCGGUCUUCUGUUGUUCCUAAACCCUCUGAGCUGCUUUCUAUUCGCCAAAUGGAAAAGAGGGCGGAGCCUGAAAGGUAAUUGACAGAGCAUUUCACAGGAGACGAAAAGCGAGGAGCAGAGGUCCACGGCGAGCGGCUCAACCCGCUAUGCAAGCAGAGAGCUUAUCAACGCCUCGGCACAGCGAACACUCCUCAUUGACAGCAGCUCCGAGCCUGACAGCAGCGUCUAUGAGAGCUACGGACGGCAGGAGAGUUCUCAUUAUUACUACCCAAGUGAGGCCUACAGUCCUGCCCUGUUUACUCACCCUGAAGGGCCUGAGGAUCAUGAUGGCAGACACGGCACAAAUCCUCUCACUCACGACUAUGAGGAGGUUAGAGGCUGGGGGACGUCCGAGGACCUGCAGGGCUACUCACUGCUGCCCCCUGCUGCCCAAUAUCAUCCACGAGCACCAGUAUCCACCUACUAUGAGGGAAGGGCAUACGGUAAAGCUGAUGUGGACGUAACAGCAGGAGUUUAUGAUUCUAUGGUGUACAGACGCAGAAGAGACACAGACUUGCCGUUUGAGCUCAGAGGGGAGCUGGUUUAAUAAUAGUGAGGCUGGUGUGUGCUGUGGUCUAGACCAGCUCUACCCUGAGACCAGUUUGGGUUUAUGAGUUGAAAAAACAUUUCUUCUUUUACUUUUCCUAUUAUUUGUC